AUGGACACAAGAAGUGAUCCAAAAAGCGGUUCAAAGGAGAGGAAGUUUUAUGUGAGUAAAGCGAAGAACCAGUUAAUGCUAUCGGAAUGGUUGGUCCAAACACCUGAAGAUUUUGCCACAAAUUGGUAUUUAGUGUUGUGUCCGGUGGGCAAGAGGUGUCUCGUGGUGUCCACAAGGGGUCAGACAAAGGUUUACUCGCGAACGGGAUAUUUGAUGACAACGUUGAGGACAAGACUUCCCGGAGGAGACACUAAGACAUCGAAAGACUCGAAACACAACUCCAUUCUCGACUGUAUUUACAGCCAAUCAGAGAGAGUGUAUUACGUGUUGGAUGUGAUCUCUUGGAAUGGAUGCCAUUUCGAUGGAUGCGAUACUGAGUUCAGGUUCUUCUGGUUGAACUCCAAACUGCGCGAAGAAUGUCCGGAAGUGAUACAAAGAACUCAUUGCAAUUCAUAUCCAUUUGUUGUACUCAAGCAUUACGGGUGCACUGAAUCCGAGAUAGUGUCCACUCUUAAGGCGCCCAAACAGUUCUCGUCAGCACUGGACGGCCUACUCUUCUUCCAUAAGAUGUCUCAUUACACCCCAGGAGUCACCCCUUUAGUCAAUUGGCUUAAACCACACAUGCUUUCAGACAUUCUCAACAUUCAUAUCGAUUAA
Molecule: messenger RNA, 657 nt
Organism: Oppiella nova
Lineage: Eukaryota; Metazoa; Arthropoda; Arachnida; Sarcoptiformes; Oppiidae
Source: the annotation of a GenBank genome assembly